Pelobates fuscus (common spadefoot toad) is the source of this 1027-nucleotide messenger RNA. It is a transcript of the gene SH2D1A, whose product is annotated as SH2 domain containing 1A. The record is from RefSeq and is a predicted model, not a curated record. Gene Ontology annotation, biological process: regulation of signal transduction; regulation of immune response. The transcript has 5 exons. NCBI's taxonomy places the organism in Eukaryota, Metazoa, Chordata, Amphibia, Anura, Pelobatidae. The coding region runs from base 136 to 474 and encodes 112 amino acids.
GUAUACCGCUUCUUCUUUCGUCUGUGGUCUGUCUUGAUUCUUAAUUUAAAACAGCCUGGACCAGUGCACGAAAACAAAAGCUACAGUGGACUAGCCAGAAUAAGCUGUGUAAGAUUGUAUUUCCCCCUUUGCGUGAUGGAGAAUGUGUCGGUUUACCAUGGAAAAAUCAGCCGCGAAACGGGGGAGAAGCUCUUGUGUGAAGUUGGUAAAGAUGGAAGCUACUUACUACGAGACAGUGAGACAGUACCGGGCAUGUACUGUCUCUGUGUUCUGCACAAGGAUUUAAUAUAUACCUACAGAGUUCAUCAAACAACAACUGGUUCAUGGACAGCAGAAGCUGCCCCAGGUGUACCACGAAGAAUGUUCAGAAAAGUACAGAAUCUGAUUUCUGCAUAUCAAAAACCAGAUCAGGGGAUUGCCACUCCCCUCCAGUACCCAGUAGAAAGGAAUACACCAAACAUAUCACAAGGAUAACUGACUGGCAAGAAUUAAUAUCUUGAUUAAUCAAAGAAGAUGUUCAUUGAAGUUCUUCUCUUUCCCCAAAUUUCCAUGAAAACGUUAUUCUGCAUGAAAAUCUAAUAACACAAGUUUUAAAGUUAAAACAGAUUAUAUAAUUUUUAGUGUAUUUAUGAGUAAGAUCAGUUGUGAACUUACAUUUCUCCUAUAUGACAAUUGGCACAACAUGUUUCUGCUUUGUAAAUAUUUCAGAGCUUUCUUUAAAAUGUUAAAUAUUACUGUGAAUUAUUUGCUGCUCUGUUAUCUGUCUGUACUACAUCAUCCAUAGCUGUAAGAAAACCGAACAGGCUUUCCCAUAACUAGCUCUUUAGUUGCUAUUUAACAAGAAAGUUCAUGAUCUUUAAGAAUCCAUUGGCUGACUGUGGCUGAGGAUGCUUAAGGCUCAUCAAAACUGUACCUUAACAGCAGCAGAAAAGCUAGUUUUGUGUAUAUAUAUAUAUAUAUGACUUUUAAAGGGACUUUUAAAAGGACUUUUAGGUUGGAGCUAACCAAUUAUAGAGAUAAUGUGUUU